CUGUACUGAUGAGGAUUAAAGAGGUUCGGGACGCAUUUUACGGAUUUCUACACAUGGGCGACCUCCGUUGCCACUGCUGGCUCCGAUUGGUUCCGCAAGCCGCGGCUCACCCGGUCAGUUCCCGAUUGCUGAAAGCCGUUUUUGCCUUCCACUCUCGACAAGCAUCGGCAUCACAUCAGUAGUGACAGCAGCGCAAGCCUCACACACGCAUAACUUACCUUUGAAAAGUACACACAACCACAAACCUUUUACUUCUUCUUCUUCUUCUUCUUCUUCAACAACCAUGGCUUCCACACUGCGCACCCUCACUCGCCUACCGCGCCACCUCUCCCGUCGUCGUGCAUUCAGCACUUGUCCACGCCUACUGCAACAAUCGCCGUUCGGCUCCGGCCCAGCACCACCGCGUCUCCCCAAAUCAGAACAAGAGAUCUUUGAGAAACUUCAGCGGCAAAGCACCGGCGCGUUUAGCACACCAAGAGACACAGCCACAGCCACAGACGCAGACGCAGCGCCAGCGACAGAGCCAACAGAAAAGCCAAACCUACGCAUGCACAUCAAUCAAUCGCCCGACUCAGCAGCAGACGGGGUACAAGUGCGGUUCGAAAACGGCAAACAGAUCAAAAAAGGAGAGGACCUUCAUCCUAAUAUGCGGAGGGGUGCACCACCUGAGUUCGAAGGCGAUGUCAAUCCCAAGACGGGCGAGGUGGGGGGACCGAAGAAUGAACCGUUGAGGUGGGGGGGUGGUGGGGAUUGGAGUUAUAAUGGGAGGGUCACUGAUUUUUGA
Molecule: messenger RNA, 784 nt
Organism: Pyrenophora tritici-repentis Pt-1C-BFP
Lineage: Eukaryota; Fungi; Ascomycota; Dothideomycetes; Pleosporales; Pleosporaceae
Source: RefSeq, a predicted model, not a curated record